This is a messenger RNA of Dromiciops gliroides (monito del monte), 4628 nucleotides long. RefSeq names its product FERM domain containing 6 (gene FRMD6). Gene Ontology annotation, cellular component: cytoskeleton; cytoplasmic side of apical plasma membrane. Gene Ontology annotation, biological process: positive regulation of hippo signaling. NCBI's taxonomy places the organism in Eukaryota, Metazoa, Chordata, Mammalia, Microbiotheria, Microbiotheriidae. The coding region runs from base 278 to 2122 and encodes 614 amino acids. The transcript is spliced from 14 exons. The record is from RefSeq and is a predicted model, not a curated record.
ACGGAAGCUGGGCUAUUGCUCCCAGUCUAAAGGCAGUGGAGACUGAGACGGGAAGGAGGUGGAGGAAGCUCUAGGGAGAGAAAAACGAAAGGAAUUUCUGAUGCCGCCUAUCUUCCAAUUUAUUAAAGCUGUUAUGUUUAUGGAGACAAAUGCCAUCUUUCCUGUCCUGUGAAGUAUGUGAUGAGGAGUAAUAUUUGGCUUCCCAGUGCUCUGAACCUGUGGAAUCUACAAGGUCUCAGAGCACAACUCUGUGCCAAUAGCAUAAGCCCAGAAUACAAUGAACAAAUUGAACUUCCAUAAUAAUAGAGUCAUGCAAGACCGCAGAAGUGUUUGUAUUUUUCUGCCCAAUGAUGAGUCCCUGAAUAUCAUCAUAAAUGUUAAAGUACUCUGUCAUCAGUUACUUGUACAGGUCUGUGAUUUGUUGAGGCUAAAAGAUUGCCAUCUCUUUGGACUCAGUGUCAUACAGAAUAAUGAACAUGUUUACAUGGAGUUAUCACAAAAACUUUAUAAAUACUGUCCAAAAGAAUGGAAGAAAGAAGCCAGCAAGGGUAUUGACCAGUUUGGUCCUCCAAUGAUCAUUCACUUUCGGGUGCAAUAUUAUGUGGAAAAUGGCAGGUUAAUAAGUGACAGAAUAGCAAGAUAUUAUUAUUACUGGCACCUGAGAAAACAAGUUCUUCAUUCCCAGUGUAUGCUUCAAGAAGAGGCCUACUUCUUGCUGGCUGCUUUUGCAUUGCAGGCUGAUCUUGGAAACUUCAAAAGGAAUAAACACUAUGGGAAAUAUUUUGAGCCAGAGGCUUAUUUCCCAUCAUGGGUUAUUACAAAGAGAGGGAAGGAUUACAUCCUAAAACACAUUCCAAACAUGCACAAAGAUCAGUUUGCACUGACUGCCUCUGAGGCACAUCUUAAAUAUAUUAAAGAAGCCAUCCGCCUAGAUGACAUUGCUGUUCAUUACUACAGAUUGUAUAAGGAUAAAAGGGAAAUUGAAGCUUCAUUAAUUCUUGGGUUGACCACACGAGGAAUACAGAUAUUUCAGAAUAUCGGUGAGGAAAAACAGUUACUUUAUGACUUCCCUUGGACAAAUGUUGGAAAACUGGUAUUUGUGGGUAAGAAAUUUGAGAUUUUGCCAGAUGGAUUGCCAUCAGCCAGGAAGCUCAUAUACUAUACUGGAUGCCCCAUGCGUUCCAGACACCUCUUAGAGUUACUCAGCAAUAGUCAUCGUCUCUACAUGAACUUGCAACCAGUUCUCCGUCAUAUUAGGAAGCUUGAAGAGAAUGAAGAAAAGAAACAGUAUAGAGAAUCAUACAUCAGUGACAAUCUGGACCUCGACAUGGAUCACUUAGAGAAAAGAUCCCAGGCAAGUGGGAGCAGUACAGGCAGCAUGAAGCACAAGCACUUCUCUCGCCAUUCCACCACCAGCCACAGCAGCUCCCAAACAUCAGGCAUUGAGACUGACACCAAAAUAAGGGACACAGGACCAGAAGACAGUUUCUUAGGCAGCACCGUCUACCACAGACUCAAAACCUUCAGCUCCAUGACCAGCUACGACAGCUCCCACACCUCUGGGGUGGAAAGUGGUGGGAAGGACAGGCUGGAAGACAACUCACAGAAUGAUGAAAUAGAAAUGCUGGUUGAUGACCCCAGAGACCUAGAGCAAAUAAAUGAAGAGGCUGUAGAGGUCAGCCCAGACAUGUGUAUCUAUAUCACUGAGGACAUGCUGAUGUCACAGAAGCUUAAUGGCUAUUCAGGACUAAUUGUAAAGGAAAUCAGUUCUUCCACAUCUAGCUCUUCGGAAACAGUGGUCAAACUACAUGACCAAAGCACUGAUUCUCUCCCACAGGCUAUUUGUCGAAAACCAAAGACUUCCACUGAUCGACAUAGCUUGAGUCUGGAUGAUAUCAGACUUUACCAAAAAGACUUCUUACAGAUAGCAGGUCUGUGUCAAGACACCGCUCAGAGUUACACUUUUGGAUGUGGUCAUGAACUAGAUGAAGAAGGCCUCUAUUGUAAUAGCUGCUUGGCCCAGCAGUGUAUUAACAUCCAAGAUACUUUCCCAGUCAAAAGAACAAGCAAAUAUUUCUCUUUGGAUCUCACCCAUGAUGAAAUACCAGAAUUUGUGGUUUAAAACAACAUGAGUACAGCAGGAAUGCUGCUUCAGGAGAGAGAUUAUCCAAAUUGAUUUCUCUUGUUUUAAGUGUUUCUUUUACCGUAUUUCUCCUGCUUACUCUUGCAUACAUUCCCUCCCUCCUCCCACUCUCUCCCAGUAUAUAUAGUUUUCUUCCUAAUGAAUAAUGCAUAUCAAAUCUUUGUGAAGAUUGCACUUUAAGCACUGUCCACUGAGCAGUUCAUGGCAGCAACAAAAUUGUGCGGGAUGACGUAAGUCCUCUCAGCUAGAAAGAAAUUCUGUUUCAACUUUACUUAUAAAACAUUAGCAUUUUUUUCCAGUUUGUUCCCAUAAACACAAUACAGUUGUCUUGUUAAGAUACCUUUGGCUUUGGGGCAGCUAGGUGGCACAGUAGAUAGAGCACUGGCCCUGGAUUCAGAAGGACCUGAGUUCAAAUCUGGCCUCAGACACUUGACACUUACUAGCUGUGUGACCCUGGGCAAGUAACUUAACCGCCAUUGCAUAAACAUUGCCAUUCUGUUGUGGCUUAUGCCUUCUUAAUAUAGGUACUAGAGAAAGGAGUGGUUCUAGCAAGCCAAAGAUCUUAAGUAUUAUAGAUAUUUGCAUCCAAAAGACACAAAUUAAUUAAUAUAUAGUGGCCUUCUAUAUAUGUAGUUAUGUCUUGUAAAACAAAUUGCAGUAGACAGACUUCUAUUCAGUAACAUAUAAUUAUAGCUCUCCCAGAAUAUUCCAGAACUGAUUUAAAAACUUACCCAAAAAAUAAGCUUUUUGCUCAAAUUUUAACAUGUUUUAUGAUGUUAACAAAUCAAAUUUCUGUUUAAAAUAGGAAAAAAAUUCUAAAAUAUAUGUUUAUUAUUUGUUAAAUGAAUGGCAGGUCAUUCUGAUGCCAUGAUGUUUGUUCAGAUUUUUUAAAGAUAUGCUUAUGUUAUACAUUUACAAAUAUAUAGGCUUGUAUGUAUUUAUGUGUAUGGAGCUUACAGAUUUUUUUUCACUUAGCAUAUGAUCAGUGUCUGCUUUUUUUUUUUGUAAUUCUACUUAGAAACUAAGUUUUCUAAGCUCUAACAUAGGCAGCUUGAGAUGAUGAGGUUGCAUAAGCACAAUCUUUCUGUUGUUCCUUUUGGAUUGGGAAAGCUAAUUUCAUGUAUUUUUGAAAGGUCUUACUAUGGAGAAGACCUGUAAUGGGGAGAAUUCUCCACAUUAGCUUAGAGCAAAUUUCACAACUAACCAGUGAGCUAUUAUCAUAAUAAAGCAAAAACAAGUCAGUACACUUGUGAAUUUGCCUCUUUGGAGUAAGGUCAAUGGCAGAGACCUUCAUAGCACAAUACCUUUUUAUUGAAAUAUUUUAAAAUCAAUAUCUUAAUAUUAUGCAGCUCUGUUUUACCAUAUUUUGAUAUGCCAUUUUUUCUCUCUGGCAUGUUUUCUUUAAAAAAUACAUUUAUCUAUAUUCAAAUAUAUAAUUUUAUAUAGAAGCGUGAUAUUUUUCUAUAAAUGAUGUUGUAAGAUAAAAAAUAGAGUGGGAGUACAGCAAAAUUCUUUUGAUAUGACCCUGGCUUGGCAAGCAGUAUUACAGAAGUACUCCAGCAUUGUUCCAGCAUUUGUAAGUACACCCUCAUUGUUGUACCUCAUGUAUUUGUGAUCCUUGAGGAUUUGCAAGCACAUGUGGUUAAUUUAUAUAUAGCUUGCAUACUUGUCAAAUUAUUUUAAUUGACCAUGACAGCUUAAAAGCAGAAAAUGUUCUGUAUACAUGAAAAUAUUUGCUCUUAUUCAGAUGCAGUAACUAACCAAAGUUUCAGGUAUCCAGAUUUGCAAAAGUAUUUGAUCUUCUGUUCUCAAGUGGCAGUGUGCAAUAUGAAAACAUUAGCUAAUAUCUGUUUUUCAUAUGUCAUUAAACAACUUAUUUUUUCCAUAAAGAAGGCUUAUGAAAUAAACACAUGACAAAGCUAAAGUUCUAAAGGACAGUAUAUGGCAAAAUCCAUUAACACUUGAUAUUUAUUCAGACAUGUAAGAAAAAUAUAGCUAGUUAUAAAAAGAGUAGCUUGUGCUUUGCAUUCUCUAACCUUUGGUUAGAAUCAAGUAUUUAAGUAUGUUCCAAAUCUCAUUGUUUAUUUGGCUCAACUUCUUUCCAAUUGACUUUAUAAGUGGUUUUCUUAUGCUUAUGUUAAUCAUGACAAAGAAAAACUUUUUCUUUUCAUUUCUCUAGUUGUUGUCAAACACCACUGUUGCAAGGAAAAAUGGCAUAUGGAAAACUCAACUUGAAUAUUCUAUAUUUUUUGCAUCUGAAAAUUGUGGUUUAAAAAGUAUUAAACUAUUAUUUAUACUGCACCUGAUUUUUUUAAACUUAUAAUUGGUCAGUAUACAGAUUUGACAUAUAUUGUCUUUUUAUAUGGAGAACAUAUGUUGGCAACAAUGAACUUUAUGCCUAAUCAAUUUGCAAAUAACCCUUUCUGUGAAAGGAUCAUCAUACCAAGAUGAUAACAUAAUUGAAUUAUUUUGUAACAAAGUUUGU